AAAAAAAAAUUUGAAAAAUUUGAUGGCCAGAAGUAUCCUUUCAACCCAAUCAAAGAUCCCCAAGAACGUAUUUUUUUACGCUUUCAAUCGGUUGUUGAACACCGCCGCAUCCUCCUCCGCCGCUGCCUUCACUUCCGCCGCUUCUACGCCGCCGCCGCCGCCGCUCAAUCUUGCUGUCUCUCCGGCGGCACCCACCGUCGAUUUUUCUGACACAAAGGCCUUGUUUGGGUCGUUAUCAACGUUGGAGGUCCUACACGCCGCCGCCAGCCUCCAUGUCGCCGCUGUCGGCCCUGUCGUAGACGUCGGAAUGUGGGUUAUGAACUCUAAAUUGAUGGAUGUUGAGUUGGCUCGUGAUGUAAUUUUUGGUACCGUUAGACAUAGUUUUUACCGACAUUUUUGCGCCGGUGAGGACGACACGGCUGUCGGGAAAACCGUUCGCCGGUUGCAUGAUGUCGGGCUGAGAAGCAUGCUCGAUUACGCUAUUGAAUACGCCAACGAUGAGGAGUCCUGUGAUCGGAAUCUUCAUGGGUUUCUCCGAACCAUUGAGGCCACUAGAGCUCUCCCACCUGGCUCUGCAAGCUUUGUGGUGGCUAAAGUGAGCGCAAUUUGCCCAUUGAGAUUGCUAGAGAGAGUGAGUGACUUGUUAAGAUGGCAACAAAAGGACCCAUGUUUGAAUCUUCCAUGGAAGCUCAAAACAUUCCCAAUUUUCUCUGAAUCAAGCCCUCUUUACCACACUCUUCAACAGCCCAAUCCCUUAACAAACGAAGAACAAAAAAGCCUCCAAAUAAGCCAUCAAAGGCUAAUGAAAAUCUGCCAAAGUUGCGUGGAUGCCAACGUUCCUUUAGCCAUCGACGCCGAGCACACCAAAAUUCAACCCGCCAUUGAUUACUUCACAUACUCCGCCGCCAUCAUCCACAACAAAGACCAUAACCCGAUAGUGUAUGGAACCCUCCAAGCCUAUCUAAAAGACGCAAAGGAUCGGCUUUUGUUAGUCACCAAAGAGGCCAACAAAAUGAGAGUUCCUCUUGGGAUUAAGCUCGUGAGAGGUGCUUAUAUGUCUAGUGAAUCCAAGCUCGCUUCUUCUCUUGGAUUUGAAUCUCCCAUUCACAAUAGCAUUCAUGACACACAUGCAUGCUAUAAUAGUUGCGCGUCGUUCUUGCUCGACAACAUCGCCGUAGGCUCGAGCGGAGCUAUUCUCGCUACCCACAACGUCGACUCAGGAAAAUUAGCGGCGAAGAAAGCAUACGAGAUAGGGAUCGAGAAGUUGAAGGAGAAGCUCGAGUUUGCUCAAUUGUAUGGAAUGUCGGAAGCGUUGUCUUAUGGGUUAAGAAACGCAGGGUUUCAAGUAAGCAAAUACAUGCCAUUUGGAGCAGUGGAUAUGGUAAUGCCAUACCUUUUAAGAAGGGCAGAGGAGAAUAGAGGUCUCUUAUCGGCCUCAAAUUUGGACAGACAGCUUAUGAGAAAGGAGCUCCGGAGGAGGAUGAAAGAGUACUUGAGGGGUGAAAGAAGGGCCUUUUAGCAAAUUCUCCAUUCUACAAAAUUUGCAAUUUAGUUCCUUUCAGCAAUUUUUGCCAUUUAGCUUACCGCUCGCUAUCGUCUCGAUCAUCAUUUAUAAUCUUGUUUUUCAUAAACCGAACCAGAAAUCUUCAUGUAAACAGAUAAUAAAACAGAGAUAAAUUUCUUCGA
This is a messenger RNA of Cucurbita pepo subsp. pepo (vegetable marrow), 1686 nucleotides long. RefSeq names its product proline dehydrogenase 2, mitochondrial. Gene Ontology annotation, cellular component: mitochondrion. Gene Ontology annotation, molecular function: proline dehydrogenase activity; FAD binding. The record is from RefSeq and is a predicted model, not a curated record. NCBI's taxonomy places the organism in Eukaryota, Viridiplantae, Streptophyta, Magnoliopsida, Cucurbitales, Cucurbitaceae.